AUGGCCUCCCGUGUUGACGCCAAGCUGCUGAAGCAGACCAAAUUUCCACCAGAAUUCAAUCGGAAGGUGGACAUGACAAAGGUCAACAUUGAAGUUAUGAAGAAAUGGAUUGCCAAGCGUAUAUCUGAGAUCCUCGGCAAUGAAGAUGAUGUUGUUAUUGAGAUGUGCUUCGGGCACCUGGAGGGUCCACGCUAUCCCGAUAUCAAAUCCCUCCAGAUCCAACUUACCGGUUUUCUCGAUAAGGAUACCCCUAAAUUUUGCCAGGAGCUAUGGUCAUUGUGUCUGAGCGGCCAAGAAAACCCGCAGGGUGUUCCGAAAGAGCUUCUGGAAGCUAAGAAGCUUGAGCUCAUACAAGAAAAGAAUCAAUAUAGCUCGAGGCCGAGAAAGCUGCCGAAGCUUUGCGCCGACAGAAGGAACAAGAGCAAACCCGUGAACGCGAUAUUGAUAAUAUCAGACGCCAAGAGCGUUCGGACCGUGGUCGAUUUGGCGGAAGAGGUGGUGGCGGUCGCGGAGGCCGAGACUUUAACAGAAGGUCUCCUCCUCCUAGAGAUCGGGGCCAUGAUCGAUACCGUGAAUCUGGGCCGCGACGCGAUUUCGACUCCUACGUUCCACCUGAUAAUCGCAGAGGCCGUCGGCCGUCUGGCACCUCCGCGCAAUCUCGCUCUCGAUCUCCACAACAGUCAUCUCCCCGUCGAGACCGUGACGCGCCACGCCAACGACACCGUGAACGCCGUCGCCGGUCUCCCAGCAACUCAGCAUCCCCGGAUCGACGCAGGCGUGGAGGACCGCGAAGGCGCAGUCCGGACUACGGUGACCGUGCUAGAUCCAUUACCCGCAGCCAUGCAUCCCGCUCACGUUCCCCCAGAGGAGAUCGCCGCAGAAGAGACGAGUCUCGCUCCAGAUCCCCAUCUCGCUCCCGCCGCUCAGGAAAAUCCACUAGGACCCGCGAUCACGACCCCCGACGCCUGA
Penicillium nucicola is the source of this 969-nucleotide messenger RNA. RefSeq names its product PWI domain-containing protein. The transcript is spliced from 4 exons. The record is from RefSeq and is a predicted model, not a curated record. The coding region runs from base 1 to 969 and encodes 322 amino acids. Gene Ontology annotation, biological process: regulation of mRNA splicing, via spliceosome; mRNA processing. NCBI's taxonomy places the organism in Eukaryota, Fungi, Ascomycota, Eurotiomycetes, Eurotiales, Aspergillaceae. Gene Ontology annotation, molecular function: RNA binding. Gene Ontology annotation, cellular component: spliceosomal complex.